Messenger RNA from Poecilia latipinna (sailfin molly), 4235 nucleotides. Its product is annotated as G1/S-specific cyclin-D2-like. Lineage: Eukaryota; Metazoa; Chordata; Actinopteri; Cyprinodontiformes; Poeciliidae. The record is from RefSeq and is a predicted model, not a curated record. The coding region runs from base 628 to 1905 and encodes 425 amino acids. The transcript has 10 exons.
AUCAAGUCUACCGGACCAUCAUCCCUGAAUGCAUCCAACAAGCCUGAAUCAGAUGGAUGUUAACUCUUCAGCGUACCAUCAAGGCCUUACAGAUUGUUUGAGAGCAAGACAGAAAGAGAAAGAGAGGCCUCACUUUUGUUCGACCAAGGUCAUUGAGUGGCCAGCUGCAAGGCUCUCUGUCCACCGCUGGGAUCCGUCUUCCUAUUGGACAUCCUGUCUCUGAUGAAUUGUCACUCUUCUCAUUGAGGAUCACAAAGAGGAAGCUGGUCCGUGCCAGGACACGCCCACUUUACCUCACCGGCCAAUCGUAGCUCUACAGUUGUCCAGCAUCCUUUGCACUCAGAGACACAGCUGCCACUGGAGCUCCUCUGCCGGAUUUUUUUUUUUGUUUGUGUCCUUCCCUCCAUAAUCUCUGACUACACACACUUGUUCGCUUGUGACAGGCAGCCACUGCCUUUUGGCCUUGGUCCACUUCAGUCCCCCCUGCCCGGUUCUUCAGCACCGCCCUGAGACAUGUGUGUUGUGUAGCAAAUGAGGAGGAAAGCUGGGGGAACUUCAGAGUCAACUGUUGGAACAGGACAAGUGCCCCCCCCCCUCAGCAGAGUUAUAUAACAAAAAGCAAGCUGUAUGCUCACAUCAAGAAUGCCGCUCUGUCUUUUUUGGAAACACAAGUCUGUGUUUUCCAUGCAUGCUCAGGCGUCCAGAGAAACUGGAAAAGUAUCAUCUUAUCCAGCAGCAAAACAUCCGUGGAACAUGAUGCUGCCACCACCAUGCUUCAUAGUAGGGAUGGUGUUUUCAUGCUUUGCUUUCCUCGUUUUCCUCCAGAGGUCAAAGUUUCCUGGAGUCGUCAGAGCAGACAAAGGAACAGCGAGAAGAUACAUUUUCAAUCACGCAUUCAUCCGCUCAAGGUGUCUCCGGAAGUUGUGCGUCGCUGUAGCUGCGUCCUCUGCCUGGAGGAAGGAGCAGACCCGAGAGGCAGCAGGAGAAAAGCGGUGGAAGAGCAAAAAGGGGGCCCUAGUCAUGGAGCUGUAUUGCCUGGAGUCGGACACAGCCGUGAAAGCCCAGCCUGACCCAAACAUCCUCUAUGAUGAUAGAGUGCUGCAGAGUUUAUUAACUAUUGAGGACAGUUUUUUACCUCAGUGUUCGUAUUUCCAGCGGGUCCAGAAGGACAUUCAGCCUUAUAUGAGGAGAAUGGUUGCAGGCUGGAUGCACGAGGUUUGUGAAGAGGAAAACACCAACCAAGACGUCUUUCCUUUAGCCAUUAAUUAUUUGGACAGAUUCUUAGCAGUGAUGCCUACAAAAAAAAACUAUUUGCAGCUCUUGGGAGCUGUGUGCAUCUUCCUGGCCGCCAAGCUGAAGGACUGCAGGCCGCCAUCAGCGGAAAAGCUCUGCGUGUACACAGACAACUCCAUUACACCCCGAGAGCUGCUGGAGUGGGAACUGGUCGUCCUGGGGAAGUUGAAGUGGAACAUGGCCUCGGUUAUCCCCAAUGAUUUCAUAGAGCACAUCAUGCGCCGCCUGCCCCUUCCCAAAGACAAGCAGGCGAUGGUCUGCAAACACACGCUGACAUUCAUCGCCCUUUGUGCCACAGACGACCGUCUCGCCAUGAACCCUCCUUCCAUGAUCGCCACCGGCAGCAUGGCGGCUGCGAUCUGCGGCCUCCAGCUGGACCACAGCGACCAGAGGCUGAGUCGGGACAACCUGACCGACCUGCUGGCCAAGAUCACCAACACUGAAGUGGACUGUUUGAGGGCGUGCCAGGAGCAAAUCGAGCGUGUGCUGGCCUCCAGCCUGCAGCAGGGCCAGCAGUAUGGACCCGACAGCGCCGUCAGAGGUGGCAGCAAGUCCAGGGAGCAGCAGGAUCAGUCGAGCACCCCCACGGACGUGCGCGACGUCAACUUAUGAGCUCCCAUCGCCGCCUUACUCGGCCACCGCGUGCCUGCUUACCAAUGAACUGACAGGAGCGAGACGCUGGAGGGAGAGAGGGGGCAUUAAUUGCCAGUAUCUAUUUUAAGUUGCCCCCUUCAGUGAUGGUGCGACAAUCUAUGAACUUUUAGAAACUAAGAAAUUUGUAGUUUAUCUCCUUCUUUUUUGUUUUGUUUUUGCCCCAUUCACACCUGGUUUGGGUCUUUUUUCACCUUUUUUGUACACGUCUCUAGCUAUUUAAGAAAAGAAACGGACGAAUAAUUGUUGAAGACUUGAUAGUGCCUUAGGUUCCAAAAACCUGAAAAUAUUUUUUCAUACUUGAAAAUUGCAUAAAUAUAUGAGAUAUACCGAAUGAUGUAUAUUUAGCCAGCAUUUAUAACUCUUUAAUCAGCUUUAGUGAGUAGUAAUCGAUUUACAGGAGUUUUCCUUUAUUUGGAAUUCCAUAUAGCAGUAAUUAAAGCAGAGGAGCGCUACCGUAGCUAAUGGCUCCGUCUAUCAUACUGUGCACCUGUAGCACUGCUUAUUAUUUAUGCAGAGAGGUGCUGGCUCAGAGUGGGCUGGGCCUGCUCAUGGAGGAGAAAUGAAACAGGUUUGAGGUCCGGAGCAGUCGCUGCUGUUGACUCCAUGAAGUGGCGUUUGAAUUCACCAAAGCCACGUUGUUGUUUUUGUUGUUGAUGUUGUGUUCAAGCACAGUUAGGAGUGUUUAAAUAGCUCAGAAGGGGUUAGCAUUGAUGAAAGAGUUUUAAAAAAAUAAGUUUUUGCAAGUUCUUCAAGGUUUUAGAGGCUGAGCAGUUUGUUGGGAAGGCGAGUCGAAAGCGAGUGGAAAGUGGUUGUAAAGUGAGCAGAAUGUGGGGUGAAAGAGAAAGCAAGGAGGAUUUUUUUAAGCUUUAUGAUGUUUCUGCAGGAUUUUGUUUUGCAGGAAAUCGGCGAAAUGUCGUUUUUGGGGUUUUUCUCCUGUAAUCAAUUACACCAUUGGGCCUUUUGUAGAGAGGGCGACGUGGAACGAUAUCAAUGCACUUUUAAAACACACUCCUUAAGUUUCGGUAAGGGGAUGGUUUGUGAGGACAAGUUCGGAGGGGUCAUUUGUUUUUAUUCUAUCUUUUUCUUUUAAGUUAUUUGGGUUUUUUCUGGGCUGGAUUCCCAUGGGGUGAAGCAUAUUGUUUUGAAUGCUUUGCCUCAAUUGGUGAGUAGACUUAUAAAAAUCACCCUCCUAAUGUAAAAGUUUAUAAAUCAAGGCAAGCCACAGGUAGACAUCAGUGCGCUUGUGUCAUCCUAAACUUGAAUUUAUUCCAUUUCCAGAUUUAGACCCAUUCCACUAGAUCUAAUAGUUACAUCCUUCUGUUUUGUGUUUUUCUUAUUUCUGAUCUGCAGUUUCUUUCAAAGGCGCCCCUUUGACACGUGUAAAUAACCGACAAAAAUGCUUGAAAUCCAUGUGACAUUUUAAACCCGAAACUGUUUCUCGUUUGUUCUGAUGCCUUUUUUGAUGUGCAAAAAAAAAAAAAACAGCCAAAUUGUUUUAAAUAAAAAUGCUUUAAGUUUGAGCAUGUUUAAUGCUUUUAUGUUUUUUCCAAAGUAAAAAAAGAAAUAAUCUACGACAUUCUUUGCUGCUAUUAAGCUUUUUCUUUUCUAGUCUUACACAAAAAUGCCUUAUUGUCAUUCACUUGUGUGCUGCUAUAUUUUAAUAUGUUGUGUAUGUAACAAGUCUGCUUUUCUCUGUCAAUGUACCAGAGGGAAAAGGAGCAGUUUGGUGCGGGACUGGAAAUCUGUUUUGAUCAGCAUGUUUUAUUCAUUUAUUGUUUUAAUCGUUGUAAUCUGUUCUAUCUUUGUUCUGUCAAUAUUCUUGCUGCUUCUUAUGUACCUCAGGAUAAUUAAUUGGAUAGACACAGCGAGAGGCCAUCUCACAAUUACCUCAUCACAUGUCGCAUCACACAGAAUGACUUCACUCCUAAAUCGUCGGACGGGUUUCACUUUUUUUUCUUUUUUUCCUGUAUGUUAAUAAAUCCACCUACCAGAUUCCACUGAUUUUUUUAAAAAGUGCCUCCAGCCUACUUUAAAAUGGCUAAUUUUCAUAUCUGGUGCUAGUUAAAAAUAAAAAGCCUAUACUGUGUUUUAUAUUUGUCCGAAAAAAAAAUCCAUUCGGGGAACAAGUUUGGAUCAGUUCAAUGUCAUUUAUUUUUAUCGAGGUACCCAUUUACUCGAUUCUACAAUUGUUUGCUGUGGUUGUUCAUACAAAUCCUUUUCCCAUUUAUCCCCAUGUGCAACCACCUGUGUACCUCAAUAAUUUGUUCUAAAUAAAUUGGCUAAAAUCA